Molecule: messenger RNA, 983 nt
Organism: Etheostoma spectabile (orangethroat darter)
Lineage: Eukaryota; Metazoa; Chordata; Actinopteri; Perciformes; Percidae
Product: membrane-spanning 4-domains subfamily A member 4D
Exons: 7
Coding region: 48-662 (204 amino acids)
Cellular component (GO): membrane
Source: RefSeq, a predicted model, not a curated record
CUGCUUCUCUGGAUAAAAAACUAAAACAAGUGUAUAGUUCACUGGCAAUGGAGGGAACUGAGUCAACCACUAGAGAGAGAACAACAGGAAGGGAUGGGAGUCAGGCGCCAGACCACACGCUGCUGAUGUCCAGCAAACCUCUGCAUCGCUUCAUCCAAAAAGAGCCGAGAAGUCUUGGGAUUGUCAUUCUGAUCUUUGGCUGUGCUGAGCUUCUGAUGGGAUUUCAGCUGUCCAAAGAAAAGGAGUCCACUUCUUGUGGAAUCUACAUUCCCUUCUGGCAGGGAGUUCUGUUUCUUCUCUGUGGAAACCUGUCUAUCUACACUGAGAUGCAGCCAUCCAAGAAGAUGGUGACUGUGUGUUUGGCUAUGUAUGUGGUUUCUCUUUUGGGAAUCGUGGUGUCAGUUGGCUUCAGGAUGUACCUCUUCGUCCAUUAUGAAUACCUUAAGCACAGAGCAAGAUACUAUACAGAGGGGAUUUGGGCCGAAUACAGAGUGAACCAGCUUUUUGGUAUUGAAGGCCUAUUGUUCACUUCCUCUCUGUGUGUGUCUGUGCUUCUCAUCUUCUUGUGUGCCGUUGCACGUUUGGCUCUGAAAUCCACACACACUCAGGUUAUUGUCCAGCACAUCCCAGCCCCACUGAACGACACACCAACAUCCAGCUAAUCACAACCUUUUCAAGUGUUAUUCUACAAUAUCUUACAGAGGUUUUCCUGCAUCAAACCGACCGUGAAAAAGUUACAUCAUUCUGUACAGUAUAUUACAUGUGGAUGUUACACCACCUAGUGGGAGUAGCCCUAUAAAGUCCAGCCACAGCAUUUUUUAGUUACCUACAUUUGCAUUUCAUUCUAAAGUAGCCCAAGUGUAAAUGCAGUAAUUAAUGCAUUACUGAACUACAUUUAUUUUUGCUUUUAUAUAAUACCACAGAUGUGAGUUGAGAAUUGUUUUACUAAUGCAAAGUAAAGAAGUACAAGAAAACCAAGUACA